Cheilinus undulatus (humphead wrasse) is the source of this 7181-nucleotide messenger RNA. RefSeq names its product LIM and calponin homology domains-containing protein 1-like. The record is from RefSeq and is a predicted model, not a curated record. Gene Ontology annotation, biological process: regulation of focal adhesion assembly; positive regulation of stress fiber assembly. Bases 303 to 5822 code for a protein of 1839 amino acids. The transcript is spliced from 30 exons. Gene Ontology annotation, cellular component: stress fiber. Lineage: Eukaryota; Metazoa; Chordata; Actinopteri; Labriformes; Labridae. Gene Ontology annotation, molecular function: myosin II head/neck binding.
CAGCCUCGCGCAGUUUCAGCGGCGUACAAGACCUGUUAUUUUUAGCGCCUGGCUCGUGUUGCAGCGUCGGGGUCGCGAGAGACGUGUUUUUUUCUCCAUCACCGUGUCACAGCUCGAGGAGGGCUCGCGGGGAGCACGAGGAGGCGACGCGACCGACUGAAUGAGACUGGAGUUACUGAUAGCUAACGAGGAGGAUAUAACGGACUGUCAGAGCGGGGAGGGGAGCACCACCUCACAUCUUAUCACCGUAUCAUCACCGUCCCACAGACUCCCUGGUCCUCGUUGAACGGCCGACCACGGAGAUGGCAAGCCCCGUUGCAGGUCGAGAUGUCCCAAAUGCCCCAACGCGGGACGAGUCGGAGCGGUUGGAGCCGAACCAUCCCGAACCAGCCUGUCAGGAGGCACAGAAAUGGAUAGAGGCUGUCACAGGGAAGAGCUUCGGAGAGAAGGACUUCCGCAGCGGAUUGGAGAACGGCAUUCUGUUAUGCGAGCUGCUGAGUGCAAUCAAACCAGGGCUGGUCAAGAAGAUCAACAGACUGCCCACCCCCAUCGCUGGGCUGGACAACCUGUCAGUCUUCCUGCGGGGCUGUGAGGAGUUGGGCCUGAGGGGCUCACAGCUGUUUGACCCCGGAGACUUACAAGACACUUCCAUACGAGCUAAUCUCAGGGACUCAGACUGCAACCGCAAACUCAAAAAUGUGCUGAACACAGUGUUCUGGCUCGGGAAAGCUGCCAGCGGCUGCGCCUCCUACAGCGGUCCUACUCUCAACCUCAAGGAGUUUGAAGGGCUUCUCGCUCAAAUGAAGGUGGAGAGUGAAGACGGAGACAGUCCACAGAAACGCAGCGUUAGAGACAGCGGCUACGACUGUUGGGACUCUGAGAGGAGCGAGUCUCUUUCUCCACCACGGCACACCCGAGACAACUCCCUAGACAGUUUGGACUCCUUUGGAUCCCGAUCACAGCACAGCCCCUCUCCUGAUGUGGUGAAUCGGGGCAACAGUGAUGGGCGAGGCAGCGACUCAGAGGCUGACGCCCCCAGCAGGAGGCCAGAUGUGCGUAAGGAUGACAUGUUGGCCAGACGGACGGCCAGCAGUGAAGCGAGAAGCUCCAUUCCCUUCAACCAGUUUCUUCCCAACCGAGCCAACGCCUGCUCCUACAUACCAACGCCGCGACGGAAACAGCAUACCGAGGAGGGAGAACAGCGGAGUCACAAUCACGCCACUCCAGAGCAGAGCAAACGAACCGGAGCUCACCAUAAAACCCCCAAGACUGUCACUUGGGCACCUGAGAACAAUGAGGAAAAACAGGAAGAGGAGAAGGUGACACAAGAAGUGUUGGAGCAGAGGAGGCUGCAGAAGCUGCAGAAGGCAGGGAUCAAAGUUCUGCCUGCUUCUGUUCGCUACAGCAGCCCUCCAUCAAUAGAGGAACAGGAGGUGAGGUCACCAUCCCCAAACAUCAUCCUUCGGUGCGAGAAUGACUUUUUGAGUGCACAGAAACCUGCGUGGGACUCUUUCUCUGACGGGGAAGAGGAGGCACAGGUGCGGAAAAUUCCUGAUGUCCACAAAGAUGAUCUGGCGACAAGAAGAGCUAAUCGUGGCACCGUGGCUCCAAAAGUGCAUCAGUUUGUUCCUCCACCUGUGUGUAGCAGCAAAGACAGAGAGCGCUGGGAAGGCAUACGGCGAGCCUCACAGCAAACCCUGCAGGAGAAGGAGAUCAGUGAGAAGGAAGCAGUCCCUGACAUCAUUACACGCAGAGACAACCCCUUCCUUAACCCUGCCCCUUACCGAAAGGAAGAGGAGGAUGAGGAGGAAGAGGAAGAAGAGGGAAAGGUUAAUGUGAUGCCUAAUAAGCAGAAAGAUGACCUGGCUCAAAGGCGAGCUCAAAGUAGGCCCCUCCCCCACAAGGACGGGCCAUUGAGCUUUGUGUCAACCUCCAUGAGCCAGUCUGACAUGCAGAAGUGGGAGAGGCUCAAGAUCACUGAACCCAGUGAGGCUAGCCCGGCCCCUGUGUGUCAGGCUUGUCUGGAGAAAAAUUAUGGAAGCCCUUUCAGCGGAUCAGCAAAGGCUGCACGAGGUCACAGCAAAGUUGUGACCUUUGGGGGCGUGACUGAGAUCGAGCAGCCAAUAGAAACUGCUACCUCAAGUGAAGGGGAGGAGACGGAGUUGCUAAGACGACUCCUUUCCAAGGCAACUGUAGCUAUGCCUUCCAUUGGCCUGGGCUCCCGGCUUUCAGAGCGGGAAGGCAGCCAGGUAGAAGGAACUGAUGCACAUCAAAGCCUCUCCUCUGUUGACCUUCAACCCUAUGCAUGUGAAACCCUUCACACUCCUGCUGAGCUGGAUGCACGACUGGCUCAGUAUGAACAGAGGACAGAGGAGGAUGAUGAUGAGGAGGAAGAGGAGAGGAUCCCUGAUCUACAGAAAGAUGACAUGAUGGCAAGGAGGACUGGAGUUUUCCAUAAACAAAGCGCUGCCACAGUGACUUACAACCGUUUCCUGCCCCUGCCCGCCUCCCAGCGCUGCAAACAAGGCGAGGCCGUCACUGAUGCUGCUCCACGGAGCAAGAAAGAAGUGCUGGCGGCAAGGAGCAAGAUAUUGAAUGUUAGAGUUGAGCAACAGCAACCCAGAGUGCCCAUGGAAACACCUAAACCUCAGCCUGACACAACUGUAAUCAGAGCGACGUCUCUCAGGGAGCGUGAAUACGACAAUGACGAUGAUGAGUAUGAUGAAAACGAGCCUGUGCCUGACCUGGAGAAGGAUGACAUGAUGGCUCGAAGGACAAGCUUGACUCAAAAACCAACUACAGCCAGAACAAAUCAGUUUCUCCCUGUACCUGGAUCAGUGAAGUAUAAUGUCGCCCCUGUGUCUGCUAUGAAGCCAUUUCCUCAAAACAAACCUAAACUCACAGAGAAGACGGCUAGAGAAAGCAGCAUCGUUACCUUGGCAGCAGAACCUCAGACUCCAUCAUCCAAAGCCCAGAUUCUCCCAAAGCGUGCAGGACUGAGAGAGAAGCAGUUGGAAGAGGAAAGAAAGCAAGAAGGAGCAAACUUUAAAACUUCAGUCACAGAGGAUUCUGAGUCCCUCUGUGCUCCCCUGCGCCCUCUUCCACCCAGUCCUGCUGCUGCUGCUCCCCAGGCUUGUAAAGCAGAGGCAGAGAUGGAGCAGAAGAGAGUGGAGGAGAGAGUUGAGGAAAAGAUGGAGAAGAAAGAGAGCAAUUUAAAUGAAGAAUGGCGAAAAAAACCUUUCUGGCUGGAUGAUGAUGAUGAUCUGCCACCCAUGAUGAUGAGCCGGCGAGUUGCUUUUAUGUCUGAGGACACUGAGAGCGUUAGCAUGGGGGACAUCCUGAACGAGGAAGAAGGGGGACAUUUACCACCUCUGAGCCAAUCACGAUAUGAGCGCAUGCACGAGCAGUACAACAACUUUGUGGAAGAGGAGGACCACUGGAGAGAUGACUUGGCUCGUUGGAAGAAUCGCCGUCGCAGCGCAUCACAGGAACUGAUCAAGAAAGAAGAGGAGAGGAAGAGGUUGGAAAAAAGGUUGAAGGAUGAAAGGAGUGAGAGCAACAAGAGGAAAAGUAUCAAGACCUACAAAGAGAUUGUGGAAGAAAAAGAGCGGAGAGAGGCAGAGCUGUGUGAAGCCUACAGGAAUGCAGCAACCCCAGAGGAGGCCGCCAUGGUUUUAGAACGCUACGCUCUCCGCUUCACAAUCAGUGACGCUACACUGGAUAGCCUGAAACUGCCCAGAUCCACAUCAAAACCCAAACAGGACCCAGGGCACAAAACAUUACCUGUUACUGAGACAGAAGCAUCAGAACCAGCUCUUAUGACAGACCAGAGCUACACAAAAUCUGACAAGAUGAAGCUGGACUUAACUGCUCAACAGGACACAUCAGAUUCUCUUUCCUCCACCACCCCGACACCUAGCAGCCCCCUCACCCCACUCACAAACUCAGAACUUGUGCCACCUAAAUCACUACAGCUCCAUGAACCUCAAACGGCAACCACAGAAUCUCCAAAUACGCAUCAGAAACAAGCAGCUGCUGAGGAUGCAAAGCUACAGACAAUACACACUCCACCACAAAAUACACAAGUGCAGCCUGCACAUACACUCCCCUCCCCUUCAUCUGUAUCCCCCAGACCUGUCCCCCUGAUCGCAGCUAAACCGUACUGUCAGCCCAGGAGCACACAGGCUGGACACAAACCUGUCAAGUUGGAUGGGCUGGUGCGGAUGAACGGAGAGGUGACAGAGGAUAUAUCAGCAACCACCCCAUCUACCCCCUCAGCACCCACCCCACAGGAGAUGGAAGUAGAUCCCCAGAAACAGACAGAGAGAGAGAUUUCCUCCGAGCAGACUGCGACCGGUCAGGAAGCAGUGGAGCAGACGCCACCUCUACAGACACAGACACCACCAAAGCAGACACAAACUCCACAGACACCACCAAAGCAGCCACCACCUCCACAGAAAACGCCUUCACAGACACAAACUCCACAGACACAAACUCCACAGACACCACCAAAGCAGCCACCACCUCCGCAGACACAACCUCUACAGACAACUCCUCCACAGAUACAAACUCCACAGGCUCCACCGAAGGAGCCAUCACAGACACAACCUCUACAGACAACUCCUCCACAGAAACAAACUCCACAGGCUCCACCAAAGGAGCCACCACAGACACAACCUAUGCAGACCCCACCUCAGGAGACACCGCCUAAGCAGACACCGCCACCUAAAGCAGAAAAAACAACCUCGUCUUCAGCCUCUGCCAUCAGCUCUCUGAUUGGAGGCCGUAACUGCAUCAUCACAACAACUAUUGUGACGGAGCUCACACAGACUGUAGUGGAGCCUCUUCACCCAGACACUCAAAGCAACGGACAGGUCAACGGUGCAGCAGUAUUUUCUGCAAGAUCAGAGGAGGAAACAAAGGCUCAGCCAGCAACAUCACCAAACAGCAUCCAGGACUAUUCUCCCACUGUCACAGAGGGACUAGAGGAGAGCAGUGUCUCUAUUGAGACCCCCAUGUUGAACUUGGCUAAACGUGUAAAUCACUGGGUCUGGGACCCCAAUGAGGAGCGUAAACGCCUGGAAAGGUGGCAGCAGGAGCAGGAGCGCCUCCUACAGGAGCAAUACGAGAAAGAACAGGAGAAGUUGAAGAAGGAGUGGGAGAAGGCACAGAUCGAGGUGGAGGAAGAGGAGAGAAAGCAUAAUGAAGAGGAGAGAAAGAUCCUUGAGGAGACGGUGACCCCCCUCAACCCCACCGGCUUGUUAAACCAGCAGGCAGACCAGACAGGGCCGACUUUACCAUCUCAUGAAAAUGAAAAGAAAGAAAGUAAAGCUCCCUACCAGCUUAACGGCCAAAGAAUCCCUACAGCAAAUGAGGAUCAGCAUGCUUCAAAGCUGCACUUUUUCCAGGAAUCUCCGUGUGAUGAGGAACCUUCAAAGAAACAGGAGUUGUGUAAGACGGCUUCUCUGGACCGCAACCCCCAGCUGAACCAGCCACAGAUUGUCAAAAGAUCUGAAUCACAAGACGCUGUAACAAACAAACAGCAGCCCUCGCCUUCAACACGCCAGCCUCCCUCACCCAGCAGGUGUGUUAGUGGGAAGAGACUCUGCUCUGGUUGUUCUCAGCCGCUGGGAAAGGGAGCUGCCAUGAUCAUCGAUACGCUGGGGCUGUUUUUCCACAUACAGUGUUUCAAGUGUGGAGUGUGUAAAGGGCAGCUGGGUGACGCCACUGCAGGGACAGACGUACGGAUUCGAAAUGGAUUGCUGAGCUGUCACGAGUGCUACAUUGCAUCUCGGGGUAGAGGUCAGCCCACCACACUAUGAUGACCCACGUUUAAACUGGAAAUACACGUCCUGGUCAUCGGUGACUUGGUGGGGAAGAUUCCUGGAAAUUUGACUCAAAUUUUGGAUAUUCUGGAAUGCUCUGGAAGAAUCUGGGAUUUUCUUGGAAGCUUUUGAAUCAUCACAUUUUUCCUGAAAUGCACAACCAGCUUUAUGGAUAUGACUGAGAGUGCAAAUGGACCGACUGGACUGAAACUGACACAACUUCACAUGCACAGUGUGUGCUUACUAACUGUACACAUGUAUACACUUCUUUUAAUAUGUGUAGCAUGGCUGUAAUCAAGAAAUCAGCUUGUAUAAGCCUUUGCACAUUCAAACUUAGCACAGUCAAGACACUAAAAUAAAUGUCGGCUUAAUAUUUGACACUUAAAUAUCAACACAUCAGUCUCUAAAUCCUGAUCAUUAACCCCUGCUUCUGCACUGAUCAUGAGACUCCACUCUCUGAGUGUGAUGGUUUGGGUUGGAAAACCUGAAGUAGCUUGACCAUUAAAAUGCCUUACUCAUCAUUCAUUCUGGGUUUUGUGUUUACAGUUUUUGCAUGACAGAAGAAGACAUAUAAGUUAUUGUGAGUUUUGCUCAGAUGGAGUAGUGUGAGUUUGAUGUAGGUUGUUCUCUGUAACAGCUGAACUUUAACUUUCCUCCUGUAUGUUGUAUAUCAUGAUAUUUUGGAUUUUUUGUGCAUCAGGCUAACUUACAUAAGCUUUUUCUUUUUAAUACUUUACAGGAAUGAGAUUGCAUGUUCUUAAUUACUCUACUUGUUCUUUGGAUUUUAAAUAUUUUCCCUUUAAGAUGUUUUAGCCAUUGUUUAUUAUUCUCAUAGACUGACUGCGACCGAAUCAGUGCCUUAUGUAAUGAAUGCGAGGGCUAGAGUAUGUGCAGGAAUAUUUGACACCCACACAGACCUCUGGGUCUCAGCACAUUGUGUGAGUGUUUGAGUGUAAACGAAAUCAUGCAUGUUAAGGUAUGAAUGCAUCGUGUGAUUUUGACUUGAAGCACAGUUCCAUACCAGCAAAAAAACAUUUGAAAUGGAUCAGCCUCUCCUAAUCACCUGCUGUUCUGUCUUCUACUCCUUUCCCUCGAGCUAAACCAAUGAUACAAAGUGAUUUGCUGCUUCCCUGUUAAUUAGUCCCCAUAUUAUGACGGUUCACGUUGUCCUCCAAUCUCUUCUUGUUUGCCUCUUUCACAAGUGUUGCCUCCCCAGAGUCUGAGCUGAACGUCUCACUCCUUCGUGUGUCUUUGCCUCUAUUUGGACACCUGACAGCGGCUUCAUCACUUAGAGGAAUAGGGCGCUCAGUUCAUUGUAUUUUAUAGCAAGUGUAUGUUUAUCAAUAAAAUAUUUUA